ACGACGACGACCUAUUGCCAUUCAUACCGGUCGGGCAACACGACGCGUAUCGCACCGCAUCGCGCACACUUGCACGCGCACACCGUGAGGCGAGCACACGUGAUCGGUGAAAUUUUUUUUGUUGAAAAAUUACAAUUUUCGAACGUUACACCCCUCCCCCCGUCGAUAUCGUGCCGAGCGACUCGUUCGAACGUGUAUUUACGCGCGCGUCCUGUCUCAUAACACCAUCUAUAUAUUAUUGUAUUAUUACAGACGUGGUGCUGGUGGGUAUAUAUUGUUUUCGUUUCGGAUAUUUUCUCGACGAUCAAAUUCAAACCGACACGAACCAUGGUUCUGAUCAGUUUCGUCGUACUUGGGUUGUCCUGCAGUUUUGCGUUGGCGGCCCCGUACAACAUACGGAACUUAAACGACGCCGUGUUCUCCAACCCACUAGGGACAAAACAGUGUACAGUUUCAGGAGUGCUUUAUAAUCACAGUCAAAAGAUACUGUUUACCGACCACUGUAAGGCGUGCAUUUGCAUCGACGGGCAGAUAUUUUGCUAUUGGCAAUGCGACGACACAGCCCCUGCAGAUACAAUGGACGAAGAGAUCGACAGCGAACCGCAAUCCACGUCCACGACGACAAACAUAAUUUCGACUACCUUCGAAAUCGAUGCGAGUUCGAAAUCGACAAACUUUGUACCGCACUCGAGCCCCUCGGACGUUUCGCAGACAACCGCCGUGACACCCAACGAAGACGCCGAGCCGUUUUGCCUCGUUAUGGGUGUCAGAUAUAAGCCGGGCAGUGUUUUGCCGAGGGACGCGGGAUCCUGUCUGGAAUGCCAGUGCGGCCAAAACUCGCAGAUCGCGUGCAGCCCGAAGGACUGCAUAACGUUGAAUUCGUUGACCGACGAAGACACUUCCGAACCGGAUUUCUACGGCAAUAGCGGCGGUGAUCAGAACAACGGAAAUUUCAACAUGGACAUGUUUGCCGUCAACGUCGUUUGAUGGAAACCGUAGGUGGAGCGAGAGAGAGAGAGAAAAUUAUUGAUAUUAAAUGAUGCGUUUUUUGCGAUUAAUAUGCGUUUUGUUUUACGAAAAAAGUUAUAAUAAUAUUAUUAUACUACCAUAUAUUAUAAUGCCCGCCAAAACGUCUAUAUAAUAAUAAUGAUUAUAAUAUUAUGCCCUUAUUAUUUACUCAAAACAGUUAUGGUUUUUCGUCUCAGUGUUUUCGAUUUGAGUUUACGCAUACGAAGUAUUAUAGCUAGUAGGUAUAUGGUUUGUUUUUUUUCAUUAUUAUUUCAUUUUUAACAAUGAGUAAUUAACUUUUUCACCUACAGAGUAAUAUAAGUAAGAAAUCCCCGCAAUAAAUAAAAAUAAGAGCUGUGACCGUUUAAAAAUAAAAAUUCCCUCACCUGGACAUAUGAAGACGAGUUCCCCGGCGAAAUUCGUGGUUUCGUCGUUAAUGCUAAUGCCCGAUAACAGAAAUCAAAAUUAAUUUAAAUUUCAUUCGAAAUCUUAAACCCAAUUACCACAAACAGUGCUCGUCUUGCUACUUUUUAUUCAACAAAUUAAUAUAAUAUGAUAUUCUUGUACAUUAAACAUUUAAUAUGAGGUAUCGUAUACGCACUAUUAUUACCUAUUAUAGUAGGUGGUAUAUCACGUGACAGGUACAUUGGAAACUGAAUGUCGGAAAUAAUGAUCUUCUGCAACCUAUAUAUGCCUUGCAGACAUAGGCGCAAAUUGGGGAGGCUUGAGGGCUAAGCCCCCCAAACUUAGCCGUAGUUCCCCCCAAAAACCUAGGACAUACAAUUUUAAAUUGCUAUAUUGCAAUGGUCUGCUUGCCUUUAAUAUAUUCAGCCCCCCCCCCCCCCCCCCCAAAGUCAAAAAUUGGAAUUGCGCCUAUGCUUGCAGAACUCGCAGUUUAUGUAAAAACAAUAAUGUUGUUAAUGGUGUUAUAUUAAUUUUUUUAUUUUUACAUCCAUAAAAAAACGACAAUUUGAAGCCGAUAAAAAAUAUACCAUUUCAAUAUGCGGAGUGUAUGAAAGAAUGACAAAGUCGCCUAGGAUAUCGCGGUAAUCUGGUUCAGACGUAAUAUAAUUAGGUACCUAUAAUUUAUAUUAUGCCGUAGACAUUGUGUGAUAUAAUAAUAAUAACCUGUACAUAAUAAGUAAUGUUCUAAUGUCGUUGUUUCGUUGCCCAUAUCAUAUUGUAUUGAAACUGAAAGAAAGUUUAACAUAUUCAUAGGUUAUAGACGUAUAGUACAAUAGGGAGUUGCAUAAAACAUUAGCGAUUCGGUUUUUUGGAUCAGCCAUUUUUUGGAAUACCUUAUUCAGCUUUGUUUUUCUUAAUUUUAAAAAUUAUACAUAAUGAUCAUCCCGUUAAAUUAUCGAUCUCCCAUUUAACUGUACAUACGUGUGAUGUCCGACUUAUCGAUUAUCCGGCAUUAUAAUAUAUAGCCCUCCGUUCAAUAGUUGUAGUAUAGGUGCCAUAUUAAAUUGUACAUUUUAUCUUGAGCGACCCGAUCUUUCUGUCACCAUACUGUUUUUCAUUACAACACAAUAACUUAUCUCGACCACGUCAACAGACCACAAUAUUAUGAUAAACAAAUUAUAAUAAUGUAAAUGCCUAUAUUAUAGUAGCUACCUACUUAUUGUGUUUAAUAACCCAAAUGUAUGUACAUAUGUUUUUUAUUUUUACAAAAUAUAUUGUAAAUUUUCAUAUACAAACGAUAGUAUCUGACUAUUACAACGAUUAUUAAUUAUGAAUUAAUUAAAUAUUUUAAAGUUUAAACUAUCAAUUAAUAUAUUUUAUAUCGUUUUUUAGUAAGUAUGUAUUAUCUGUGUGUUUCACAAUAUCAUUAUUAUUUUCCAUUUUACAAAUGAACGAAUGAUUUUUUUUAUAUUAUGAUAAGUUAUAAGUAGAAUAACAAUUUUAUUUGUUAUUACUCAUAAGUUAUUUUAGUGUAGGCAUCCUUAUUAACUAUUCAUGAUUAAAUAAGUAAAAUUUUCACUCAGACGAAAGGAUUUCAAGUCCAAAACCACCGUAAAGAAAACUCUAUAUUAAUACAUAACUUCUCUCUUGCAAAAAUACAUUUUUUAUCGUCUGAAUUUAAAUUUUUUAAACUUCUAUGACUCUUUCAUUAAACAUACAUUUGUAUAAUUACCCUUUUUAAAUAUUGUUAAAUAAUUAGAAAUUACUAUUAUUAUAAUUAAUAUUAUCUUAUACUAAAUUAUAAUUUAAGUACCUCAUAUCUGUAGUCAUAAUCGGUAUACUUAGAUUUGUAUACAUACCUAUUAUAAUACAUAUCUACAUUAAGAUAUCAUAGUAUUUCUAAUAAAUAAAAAUGUAAUAGGUAACCUUACUUACCAAAAUUAUGGAAAUAAUAUAAUGUGUGCGUAAUCUGAAUAUUUAUAUUUUAUAUAAUUUACCAAUUAUUAGCAUAGUACAUUGCCGGUUAUUUUAUGUUACAUGUUUUCAAUAAAUAUUAUUAUACAUUAUAAACCUUGCUAUUCACCUCGAUUAUACUACUGUUAUUAAAAUAACGUGGAGACAUCAAUUAUAUUGUCGUCUAAUAAUUUAAUA
Messenger RNA from Acyrthosiphon pisum (pea aphid), 3564 nucleotides. RefSeq lists its product as uncharacterized. The transcript is spliced from 5 exons. NCBI's taxonomy places the organism in Eukaryota, Metazoa, Arthropoda, Insecta, Hemiptera, Aphididae. The record is from RefSeq and is a predicted model, not a curated record. The coding region runs from base 328 to 987 and encodes 219 amino acids.